Molecule: messenger RNA, 831 nt
Organism: Aspergillus viridinutans
Lineage: Eukaryota; Fungi; Ascomycota; Eurotiomycetes; Eurotiales; Aspergillaceae
Product: pyridoxal phosphate-dependent aminotransferase
Exons: 1
Coding region: 1-831 (276 amino acids)
Biological process (GO): biosynthetic process
Cellular component (GO): mitochondrion; cytoplasm
Molecular function (GO): L-kynurenine:2-oxoglutarate transaminase activity; pyridoxal phosphate binding
Source: RefSeq, a predicted model, not a curated record
AUGCCUCGUACUCGCCCCCGACGACUCGACCACCUGCAAGGCAUCAAUGUCGACCAGAUGGCCCAGAUCGCCGACGCAGCCAACAACGACUGCCUCCGCCUGGAAAACCUAGACGUCAACAUCCCCCCGGAUCCAGAGGCUCUAGCUUACACCAAGCACGCCGUCACCGACGGCCCCUGUAACAGCUACCUCCCAUUCACCGGCAAAGCCCGUCUAAAAGACGCCGCAGCCAGGCACGUCUCGCAGCUCUCCGGCAGGACAUACUCCGGCCAGCGCAACUGCGUCAUUUCCGUGGGAGGGCUAUCCGGCAUCCUGAACGUCCUGCUAGCAACCAUCGAAGAAGGCGACGAGGUGAUAUUGACGGAUCCGACCUACCGGGGCCUCAUUAAUCGGGUCUUACUCGCAGGCGGCGUCCCCAAGUUUGUGCCCUUCACCUUUGAGCCAGGGAAGGAGUGGAGACUUGAUCAGGCCGCGCUGCGGGCGGCGAUUACUGACAAAACUACUGCGAUGCUGCUCAUGUCGCCGUCGAUGCCGAGCGGGGGCUACUUUGCCAUGGAGGACUGGACGCUCAUCGCGGAGAUCUGCGUACAGAAAGACCUGCUUCUCAUCCUGGACGCCGCAAUGGAGCGGCUGGUCUUCGACGCGCGGCCGGUGAUACACCCAGCCAGUUUGCCUGGGAUGUUCGAGCGGACGAUCAUCGUAGGCUCGUCUGCAAAAGAGCUGCGCAUGAUCGGAUGGCGUGUUGGCUGGAUCGUGGGACCAGAGGACCUAAUCAACGACAUUGCGGCUGUGUCUAUGGCCAACGUCGUUGUGCCCGUGGGAAUCGCUUAG